Messenger RNA from Phacochoerus africanus (Common warthog), 486 nucleotides. Its product is annotated as histone H3.1. The transcript has a single exon. The record is from RefSeq and is a predicted model, not a curated record. Bases 25 to 435 code for a protein of 136 amino acids. Gene Ontology annotation, cellular component: nucleosome. NCBI's taxonomy places the organism in Eukaryota, Metazoa, Chordata, Mammalia, Artiodactyla, Suidae. Gene Ontology annotation, molecular function: structural constituent of chromatin; DNA binding; protein heterodimerization activity.
CUUUACGCUUUUUUAGGUGUAGGUAUGGCCCGUACUAAGCAAACCGCUCGUAAAUCCACUGGCGGCAAGGCGCCGCGCAAGCAGCUGGCUACAAAGGCUGCUCGGAAGAGCGCACCGGCCACUGGUGGCGUGAAAAAACCCCAUCGCUAUAGGCCGGGCACCGUGGCCCUGCGUGAGAUUCGCCGCUACCAAAAGUCCACGGAGCUGCUGAUCCGCAAGCUGCCGUUCCAGCGGCUGGUGCGCGAGAUCGCGCAGGACUUCAAGACCGACCUUCGCUUUCAGAGCUCGGCCGUGAUGGCGCUGCAGGAGGCCUGCGAAGCCUACCUGGUGGGGCUCUUCGAGGACACCAACCUGUGCGCCAUCCACGCCAAGCGUGUCACCAUCAUGCCCAAGGACAUCCAGCUAGCUCGCCGCAUUCGCGGAGAACGGGCAUAAUUGCCGAUUUCCCUUGAAAGUUAAGCCAAAGGCUCUUUUCAGAGCCACCCA